AUGAUGAUUGAUGAGCGUGAAAAGAAGUUCGUUCUGCCAUUAGAAGGUCUCAAACAAAGAUCUGAAGACACGCAAUUCCUACGCCGUCCAAAUUUCAGCUUGUUCCAUUCAGAUCCCAAAGUGAACAUCUACAAGGAAUUUAAAACUUUAGAUUUGGCUGCAGACAACGUCAAUGCCCGAGAUAACUGGAAGGGAGCUCUACUUCGAGUCGGUGUCUUCCCGGAAAAGUCGAAACAAGCUCAGGAAGAUGAAAAGGCUGAAGAUGAUCUGAACCAGGAGAAUAACCCAAUUCUUAAACGACAAGUUGAGACUAUCCGCAACUUGGUGCAGUCCUACAUGAAGAUUGUGACCAAAACCCAACUUGAUUUGGUACCAAAGAUCACCAUGCAUCUUUUAAUAGACGAUGUGAAGAAGUAUCUGAAAUCGGAUUUGCUGCCUGCUCUUUACGCACUUGAUGCAAAUCGUCUGAUGGAGGAGUCGCCUGAAGAAAAGCGAAGAAAGCAGGACUUGGUGACAAUGUAUAACACCAUGAAGGAGGCCCUCAAUAUCAUAGCUGAUGUUACGACUCACACUAUCACAACUCCUGUUCCUCCACCUAUUACUGAUGAUUGGCUUGUAUCAGAAGUGGAGGGCAAUAGUGGCGCACAGAGGGUAGUGACGGCACCCUUUCGUCCAUCAAUUGGCCCAAAUAGAGGUAACCCCUCAUAUGUUUCCGUCAACAACAAUUCCUCGAACUCCCAACCACGCGUUGCACCCCCUAUUCCUCCAGCUUCACGACCUUCAAACGUUGGGCUCUCUUCUCUGGGUUCAGCUCGAACGGCUCCCCUAAUCCCACAACCCGCCCCCGCGUUACAUGCAAGUAAUUCAACUGGUGAUCUCUUUGAUUCUGGUGGUGGUUUCCCUAACUACUCUUCAUCCUCCAUCAAUAAUCAUCGCGCUGCCUCAACCAUUGCGCCCCCCUUCAUGUCUCCCUCCUCUAAUUCCCUCACUUCCAACUCUUCUUCCACUUGGAAUAGCAACAACGUGGGGCUGAAGGUGUUCGAUCCGAUGGCGAAAUCUUUGGGUAACACCACACCAAUAGCUACCAACAAUGGUCCUGUAGCUGGUGGGGCUCGAGCCCUGGCGUCUCAUUUCGAGUAA
This is a messenger RNA of Rodentolepis nana, 1140 nucleotides long. The record is from the annotation of a GenBank genome assembly. Lineage: Eukaryota; Metazoa; Platyhelminthes; Cestoda; Cyclophyllidea; Hymenolepididae.